Molecule: messenger RNA, 2440 nt
Organism: Solanum pennellii
Lineage: Eukaryota; Viridiplantae; Streptophyta; Magnoliopsida; Solanales; Solanaceae
Product: probable E3 ubiquitin-protein ligase RHC2A
Exons: 2
Coding region: 353-1540 (395 amino acids)
Biological process (GO): protein ubiquitination
Cellular component (GO): cytoplasm
Molecular function (GO): ubiquitin protein ligase activity
Source: RefSeq, a predicted model, not a curated record
UGUCUUCCCCCACUCUUUCUCCUUCCAUAUCUCUCCAUUUUCCCCCACUCUCUCUCUCCCUAUCCUAAAAUAUUCCCUCAUUUUCAAAUUUUGCUAAACAAUUUCAUUUCUAAGUCAAAGUUUUUGCCUUUUUCUUGGUGGAUUUUGAUCUAAAGUUCUCUUUUUUGAGGUUAAUUUGUUGAAAUCUUCGGAUCUGUAACUGGGUUGUGAAGAAUCUGUUUUUGGGGUUGUGGGAGUUGUUGAUUUGGUGAAAUUUUUGGAUCUGAAAGUGGGUUUUGAAGAUUCGUUUCUGGGGUUGUGGGAAUUUUGUAUUGAUUGACUUUUGGAUUUCAAGUUCAGAUUUUUUUUCUCGAUGUCGUCAACGUAUUGGUGUUAUAGAUGCAAUAGGUUUUACAGAGUAUGGAGCGAGGAAUCGAUUACUUGUCCUGAUUGUAACACGGGAUUCGUUGAAGAAAUUGAGGCUCCGACCCGAUCCACGUUGUCCGGGUCACGGCGUCGGCGUUUCCCUCCGGCGGUGAUGCAGACGGCAGCGCGGAGUACGGAUCAGUCUCCAGCUUCGGGUUAUGGUUCUGGGUCAAGUCCGGGUGUUCGUAGGAACAGGAGAAAUACUGGUGACCGGUCGCCGUUUAAUCCUGUGAUAGUCCUUCGUGGUUCUACCAAUGGAGGUGGUGCGGGAGGGGAAGGUGGAGGAGGCGGUGGAGGAGGGGGGUUUGAACUGUAUUAUGAUGAUGGAACCGGGUCGGGUUUGAGACCUUUACCUACGAGUAUGUCUGAGUUUUUACUCGGGUCGGGUUUCGAUAGGCUUUUGGAUCAGCUUGCGCAGAUUGAAGCUAAUGGUAUUGGAAGAAUGGAGAAUCCACCAGCUUCAAAAGCUGCAAUUGAGUCAUUGCCAACAAUUGAGAUAAUUCAUUCUCAUAUUGUUGCUGAAUCUUGUUGUGCAGUUUGUAAAGAAGCAUUUGAGUUAGGCACUGAGGCCCGCGAAAUGCCCUGUAAACAUUUAUACCAUUCAGAUUGCAUACUCCCAUGGCUUUCGUUGCGCAAUUCGUGUCCAGUUUGUAGGCAUGAAUUGCCCUCAGAGAGUCGGGAUGUUGUCGAUCCGAAUAGAGCACCAAGCGAACAGAGUGAGCAGAGUGUAGCAACAAAUAAUGAGGUGGAAGAAGCUGUUGGAUUGACAAUAUGGAGAUUACCUGGUGGUGGAUUUGCUGUUGGGAGAUUAGGUAGGAGAGGUGGGGAGAGAGCUCUUCCUGUUGUAUUCACUGAAAUGGAUGGUGGUUUCAAUAAUAACAACAAUAAUGGAGUUCCAAGGAGGAUUUCAUGGGGUUCUAGAGGAAGCGAAUCGCGACAAAGUGGUGGCUUUAGGAGGUUUUUUGGCAACUUGUUUUCGUGUUUCGGUGGUAUUGGUUCAUCAGGGUCAAGCUCUAGUUCAGAUUCUAGGAUAAAUCAGAGCAGAAGUAGUUCAAUGUCAUCUGUCUUUCUUGCUACAGCAAGAAGACGCAGAGGCUGGGGUUUCGAAGCUAAUAAUGGAGUUAGAAGAUGGUAACUUGAGUACCGGUGGACGCUACAAGUUUAUCAUCAUUGUAAAUACACUGGAAGUGAAUGCUGGCUCUUCAAUGGCAAGCAAGAAUUUAUUUUUGAUAUUUAUUAAGAUGAUAUUCAUGCAAAUGAAUUGAAGAUCCUAUAGCAGGGGAGGAUGACAUUGGAAUAUAUUAGUGUAAUGAAUGAUCUAAUCAGAAAGGUUUCUGCAACUGGAUCUUUCCAUAUUCUGAGGGACCUGCUAGCCUGCUGUCUGCUUAGCUCAAUUAUAUGUGGCCUCUAUUGUCCUAAUACACACUCAGGUUUGUUCAUUUUUCUAUGAGAUUGUCAUGAGCUGUGGUGGACCUUUGGUUAAUUGUAUACAAUCAAAUUAUAGUAGUGGAGAUCAUUUGAGGCUCUUUGCUAAAGGACAGAGAUGACCAGAAUUCUGAUAAAAGAAAGGGAAGCGUAAGGCCGGAUGUCGUUGAGCAUUUGAUUUUAUAUCUCCUGUAAGACUCAAAAGUCGUCGUUGGAUGUUUUCUACAUUGUUGUUUCGUUUUCUUGAUAUGGAAGAGGACGAUUGGGUGCAAAUCUUGCGUAUAUACGCCAUUAUCAACUGCAUCGCGUGGCGUUUGAGUAUGUUAUGUUUGAGAAAUAAGCUAGCAUUGGAGCUAUUUUCGGUGAGAAUUUAGCUCAACUAUGGCAUUUGGGUGGGAAAAGGUUCAUAUAGGCAAAUAUCGAUAAGUUGUGACUCGUGAAGAUUCAUCUAGUCGACUUCAAUUGACUUGAUAUCAACCAUGGGCGAAGCUAAGGGACGUUAGGGAAUUCAUUCGACUCUCCUUUAUUGAAAAUUUACAUUGCGUCUAUGGUUAAAAUUACUUAUAUGUUAUAUAGUGGACAUCAAAAAAAAUUGAUAUGUUUGCGUUCA